AUGGCUCCUGAAAAUUUCACCUGGGUCACUGAGUUUAUUCUCACAGGGGUCUCAGACAGCCCAGAGCUCCAGAUCCCACUCUUCUUUGUUUUCCUGGUCAUCUAUGGGCUGACCAUGGCAGAGAACCUGGGCAUCAUCACCCUCACCAGUGUCGACUCUCAACUUCAGACUCCCAUGUACUUUUUCCUCCAGCACUUGGCUGUGGUCAAUCUUGGCAACUCUACUGUCAUUGCCCCUAAAAUGCUGAUCAAUUUUUUAGUAACAAAGAAAACCAUCUCAUACUAUGAAUGUGCAGCCCAACUGGGAGGGUUUUUGGUUUUCAUUGUAGCUGAGGUUUCCAUGUUGGCUGUCAUGGCCUAUGACCGGUAUGUGGCCAUUUGUAACCCCCUGCUCUACAUGGUGGUUUUAUCUCGCCAGGUCUGCCUUCUGCUCGUGUCCCUCACUUACCUCUACAGCUUUUCCACAGCUGUUGUGACAUCAUCUUCUGUGUUCUCUGUGUCUUACUGCUCUUCCAAUGUAGUCAACCAUUUCUACUGUGACACUGUCCCUCUGUUAGCACUGUCCUGCUCUGAUACUUCCUUUCCAGAAAUGGUCAUUUUUGUAUCUGCAGCUAUAAACUUGGUUUGUUCUAUGACCAUAGUUCUAGUAUCUUAUUUCAACAUUGUUCUAUCUAUUUUAAGAAUACAUUCAUCAGAAGGAAGGAAAAAAGCCUUUUCCACAUGUGCUUCACAUAUGACAGCAGUCAUAGUUUUUUAUGGGACACUAUUAUUCAUGUAUUUGCAGCCUCGAAGUAGCCAUUCAUUGGACACAGAUAAAAUGGCUUCUGUGUUUUACACACUUGUGAUCCCCAUGCUGAAUCCCAUGAUCUAUAGCCUGAGGAACAAAGAUGUGAAGGCUGCCUUGAAGAGAUUUCUGACCAAUGUAUGUUCUAUUAAAUCAAUGUAA
Messenger RNA from Artibeus jamaicensis (Jamaican fruit-eating bat), 945 nucleotides. RefSeq names its product olfactory receptor 8J1. NCBI's taxonomy places the organism in Eukaryota, Metazoa, Chordata, Mammalia, Chiroptera, Phyllostomidae. Gene Ontology annotation, cellular component: membrane. The transcript has a single exon. Gene Ontology annotation, molecular function: olfactory receptor activity; odorant binding; G protein-coupled receptor activity. Gene Ontology annotation, biological process: sensory perception of smell; G protein-coupled receptor signaling pathway. The record is from RefSeq and is a predicted model, not a curated record. Bases 1 to 945 code for a protein of 314 amino acids.